Haliotis rufescens (red abalone) is the source of this 2244-nucleotide messenger RNA. RefSeq names its product bifunctional purine biosynthesis protein ATIC-like. Gene Ontology annotation, cellular component: cytosol. Bases 16 to 1890 code for a protein of 624 amino acids. The transcript is spliced from 19 exons. NCBI's taxonomy places the organism in Eukaryota, Metazoa, Mollusca, Gastropoda, Lepetellida, Haliotidae. Gene Ontology annotation, biological process: 'de novo' IMP biosynthetic process. Gene Ontology annotation, molecular function: IMP cyclohydrolase activity; phosphoribosylaminoimidazolecarboxamide formyltransferase activity. The record is from RefSeq and is a predicted model, not a curated record.
AUUGUAUGAAAUUUAAUGAGGAAAUUUCCCGGGGCACCGUGUCACAACUUUCUGUGCGGUGUCAAGUUACACGGAGACAAGAUAGUGACCCACAUUACACAACACAGCAUUGACUCGUGGGGCCGCGGUUGGGCCCUGCUGAGCGUCUCUGACAAGACUGGACUGGUGGACUUUGCUAAGAAGUUGUCUGCCCUUGGUCUGGAGCUGGUAGCAUCCGGCGGAACAGCCAAGGCAAUCCGGGAUUCUGGCCUUAGCGUCAGGGAUGUGUCUGAGGUGACCGGCGCCCCGGAGAUGCUGGGUGGCCGGGUGAAGACACUCCACCCAGCUGUACAUGGAGGAAUCCUGGCCCGGUGUACUGAGUCUGAUCAGGCUGACCUUGACAAGCAGGGCUUCAAAAUGAUCAGAGUUGUGGCGUGUAACCUCUACCCCUUUGUGAAGACUGUAGCCAACCCCGACACCACUGUAGCCCAGGCCGUGGAACAGAUCGACAUAGGGGGCGUCACCUUGCUGAGGGCGGCUGCCAAGAACCAUGCACGCGUGACCGUCGUGUGUGACCCCACAGAUUACAGCAAGAUCUGUGACGAGAUGAGUAGCUCCAAUAACAAGGACACCACAGAGGUCACGAGGCAGCAGAUGGCAGUCAAGGCAUUCAACCACACAGCUGAGUACGAUGCGGCCAUCUCCGACUACUUCCGACGGGAGUAUGGCAGCGAAAGCUCCCAGCUGACACUCCGGUAUGGGAUGAAUCCUCACCAGAAACCCGCUCAGAUCUACACCCCCCUGCCACAGCUACCUCUCACAGUGCUGAACGGGGCCCCGGGCUUCAUCAACCUGUGUGAUGCCCUCAAUGGCUGGCAGCUGGUCCGGGAACUGAGGCAAGGUCUGGAUCUCCCUGCUGCCACGUCCUUCAAACACGUCAGUCCGGCAGGUGCGGCUGUGUCCACUCCACUCACACCAGAACAAGCACGACUCUGCAUGGUGGAUGACAUGGCAGAGUUGUCUCCCCUGGCUAUAGCAUACGCAAGAGCUAGAGGUGCCGACAGGAUGUCAUCUUUUGGAGAUUUUGUUUCCCUCUCUGAUGAGUGUGACGUAUCUACAGCAAAGAUUAUAUCUCGAGAAGUUUCUGAUGGAGUUAUCGCCCCAGCUUAUCAACCUGCAGCACUGGAGAUUCUCAAAAAGAAGAAGGGUGGAAAGUAUUGUGUUUUGCAGAUUGACUGGACGUACAACCCUCCGGAGCUGGAGACCAGGACAUUAUUUGGGCUCCAGAUGCAGCAAAAGAGGAACGAUGCUGUUAUUGACAAGAACCUCUUCUCCAACAUCACCUCUAAGAGGAAGGAGCUGCCGGAGGAGGCUGUGCGAGACCUGAUAGUGGCCAGCAUUGCUCUGAAAUACACUCAGUCUAACUCUGUGUGCUAUGCCCGAGAUGGUCAGGUGAUCGGUAUCGGCGCCGGCCAGCAGUCUCGCAUCCAUUGUACCAGACUUGCAGGGGAGAAAGCCAACAACUGGUGGUUGAGGCAGCAUCCCAAGGUGCUCGGGAUGCAGUUCAAGAAGGGCGUGAAGCGAGCAGAAAUCUCUAAUGCCAUUGAUGUCUACGUAUUGGGAACAGUGGGUCAGGACAUGGACCAGGCAACAUGGGAGAAUCUAAUGGAGAAUCCACCAGCGCCACUCACAGAGGAGGACAGGACAACGUGGGUCUCAAAGUUGAAGGGCGUGUCACUCAGCUCCGACGCCUUCUUCCCCUUCAGAGACAACAUUGACAGAGCUUUCCAGAGUGGCGUGGAGUACAUUGCCUCUCCCGCCGGGUCCACCAAUGACCCUGCCAUCAUCCAAGCUUGUGAUGACCACAACAUCACCCUGGCCCACACAAACCUUCGUCUCUUCCACCAUUAGCGCUGACUCGGCAUGAACAUCCGGCUGGGAUAGUGAGUCCUUCUUUGGGAGAUGGUGCUGCCAGUUUUGUCCAAGAGGUCCAGAUCUGUCUCGUUAAUCCAAAAUAUAUUCUGUGUAUUCAUUCCGCAGAAAUGGUGUCUGUUUUCACAUUCCGAGUUGUCAUGAUUUAAAUGAAGCGGUGUAUUUUAUGACAGCUGUUACUGUGCUUGGCUUUUUGCAGACUACAGGUUACAUGUUAUUAUCCCCCGCCACGAAGUGGAAGGGGGAUAUAGGAAUGGGUGCUGUCCGUCCGUCCGUCACAUUUCGUUUCCAGAGCAGAUCUUGAAAACCAUACUAUAUUUCUUCAUCAAACUU